Messenger RNA from Cyprinus carpio (common carp), 3120 nucleotides. RefSeq names its product serrate RNA effector molecule homolog. Gene Ontology annotation, biological process: primary miRNA processing; mRNA processing. The record is from RefSeq and is a predicted model, not a curated record. The transcript has 20 exons. NCBI's taxonomy places the organism in Eukaryota, Metazoa, Chordata, Actinopteri, Cypriniformes, Cyprinidae. Gene Ontology annotation, cellular component: nuclear body. Bases 173 to 2857 code for a protein of 894 amino acids.
GCUUCUAUUUGUGCUCAAAAUUCACUAUACUUCGGUCAUCCGGUCACAGGGUGGCGCAGCUGUCUGUAUAUGAUCGUCACUUCCGCUGCUGUUAUUCAGGAAGCUCGAACGCCGGCGGGAGAUCGUCGGAUCAAAGCCUUUUAAACCUAGUAACUGCCCGCGCUGAAACAGCAUGGCCGACAGCGACGAUGAGUACGACCGCAGACGCAGAGACAAGUUCCGCCGGGAGCGGAGCGACUACGACCGGUCCCGGGAGAGAGAGGACCGCCGCAGGGAGGACUGGAACGACCGGCGGCCCUCGGCUAGAGAGUGGGACCGGGGCCGCGAGCGACGCAGCCGAGGGGAGUAUCGUGACUACGAGAGGGGCAGGCGAGAGAGGUUUUCCCCUCCACGUCAUGACAUGAGCCCUCAGCAGAAGCGCAUGAGGAGAGACUGGGAUGACCAUGGAGGUGACCCUUACCAUGGUGGCUAUGAUCUGGGUUAUGGAGGUGGAGGAGGGCCCGGCUACGCCCCUCCUCAGCCGUGGGGUCACCCGGACAUGCACCUGAUGCAGCCUCAUCAUGGCAUCCCCAUCCAGGCCAGGCUGGGAAACAUCCAUGAUAUGGAUCUUGGUCCUCCCCUUCCUGUGAUGAAGACCUUUAAGGAGUUCCUGCUGUCCCUGGACGACUCUGUAGAUGAGACUGAGUCGGUCAAACGCUACAAUGAGUACAAGAUCGAUUUCAGGCGGCAGCAGAUGCAGGACUUCUUCCUGGCCCAUAAAGAAGAAGAGUGGUUUCGUACUAAGUACCACCCGGAUGAGGCUGGGAGGCGUAAAGCAGAAGCCCACAGUGCUCUACAGAACCGGCUGAACGUCUACAUGUAUCUGAUGGAUAACAACUUGUUUGAAUCUGUCUCUUUGGACAUAGAGCAUGCUCCGCAAAUCACCAAGAUUUUAGAUACAGCUGUAAUAAAGAUGGAAGGAGGAACGGAAAAUGACCUGCGCAUCCUGGAACAGCCCAAUGAGGAAGAGGAGGAGCGAGAGAGGCUGUCAUCCGGUGGACCUGGUUCUGAACCUCCCAAACGGGACGAGCCCAGGCCCGCGGAUGUUGAGCGCAAACCCUCGACUGAAAAAGACAAGAUGGGUGAAGGUGAUGAGGGCACUGAGAAGGAUGCGGCCGCUUCUGCAGGAGGGAGUGAAGGAGAGGAGAAGACUGAGAAAGAAGCACCUGCUGAACCGAUGCCAGAACCCAAGAAGCUAAGUAAGAAGAGGAAGAGGAAGCACAGUGGAGACAGUGAAGACGAAGCCAGUGCAUCUGACAGCGAAUCCGAUUCUGACUCCGACUCGAACUCUCACUGCUCGGAGAAACCCUCAGAAAGAGAGAGAGAACCCGACGAGGGAGAGGAGAAGGAGGAAGAGGAAGAAGAGGAGGGGGAAGCCACUGAUGUGAAGGAGCGGACGGAGGAGCAGAAGGAAAGGGAGAAAGAAAAGGAGAAGAAACCAAAGGACGAUCAGCCUCCACGGCCUCGACCUCUUCACAGGACAUGCUCUCUCUUCAUGAGGAGCAUCGCUCCAACCAUAUCUAAGGCGAAAAACCUUUGUCGCCGUUAUCCGGGAUUUGUGCGUGUGUGUUUGUCAGAACCGCAGCCAGAGCGCAGGUUUUUCAGGCGUUGUUGGGUGACCUUCGACAGAGGCGUGAACAUCAAAGAGAUCUGCUGGAACCUUCAGAACAUCCGGCUGCGGGACUGUGAGCUGGCUCCUGGGGUCAAUCGAGAUCUGGCACGUCGUGUGCGGAACGUAAACGGAGUCACUCAGCACAAGCAGGUUCUCCGUAAUGACAUCAAGCUGGCUGCUAAACUGAUCCAUGCCCUGGAUGACAGGGAGAGGCUGUGGAGCCACAAACCCAGAGAAGAGACACACGCUCUGGAGCUCCCUGCACAGAACCCCAUUUUGAAGAACAUCACCGAUUACCUGAUUGAGGAAGUGAGCGCAGAGGAGGAAGAGCUUCUGGGAAGUGCAGGGGGAGUCGAUUCUGAGGAGGCAUCCAAAGAGGGAAACCCCACUGAGAUAACUGUGGAGAGAGAUGAAAAACUCGUCAAGGUGUUGGAUCGUCUCCUCUUCUAUCUGCGUAUCGUACACUCUAUUGAUUAUUACAACACCUGCGAGUACCCGAGCGAGGACGAGAUGCCCAACCGCUGCGGCAUUAUCCAUGUGCGAGGACCCAUUCCCCCCAACCGCAUCACUCACAGAGAGGUGGCUGACUGGCAGAAGACAUUCGAAGAGAAGCUGGGAUCCUUGUUCAGUGUGAAGGAAACCCUGUCUGAAGACGAGGCAGCAAAGAUGGGCCGCAAAGAUCCAGAACAGGAAAUGGAAAAGUUUGUGCUGGCCAACACACAGGAACUGGGCAAAGACAAGUGGCUUUGUCCUCUGAGUGGCAAAAAGUUUAAGGGCCCAGAGUUUGUGAGGAAGCACAUUCUAAACAAACAUGGUGACAAGAUUGAGGAAGUAAAGAAAGAGGUCGUCUUUUUCAACAACUUCCUGAUGGAUGCAAAAAGACCCUGCAUCCCAGAGAUGAAGCCUCCACCUCCUCCGGGCCCAGGACAGGGAGUGCUUUCACCUGGAGGUCUUCCGUUCCCUCCUCAGGGCCCUCAGGGUCUCAUGGGUUUUGGCCAGCCCAGACCUCCAGUUAUGGGUUAUGGAGGUGGUCCUCCUUACCCACCUAACCAGUAUGGUGGAGGUGGCAGGGGCAACUACGACAACUUCCGUGGACAAGGAGGUUACCCUGGAAAACCUAGAAACAACCGAAUGAUGCGCGGGGAUCCUCGAAAUAUCAUUGAAUAUCGCGAUUUAGACGCUCCAGAUGAUGUGGACUUCUUUUAGAGCUCCAGUUUUAUUCUUUCCAUUUUAAUCCUUUUUUUUUUUUUUUUUUUUUUUUUUUUUUUUUUAUACAGUUGUCUCAGCAUUUUCUCUUUUUUUUUUGCAUUCGUUGCAGAAGCUGCCCCUUACUGUCUUCUGUUCGCUCAUAUGUAUUACAGUAGUGCUGCACCUGAAGUGAACGCAUGUCCUUUAUGUUGAAUUCACUGCAUAUUGAGCUUGUGCUUGUGGCAUUUUUUUCUUCCAAUAAAACUUUGAUUUGGAUCAUU